This is a messenger RNA of Musa acuminata subsp. malaccensis (wild Malaysian banana), 804 nucleotides long. Its product is annotated as LRR receptor-like serine/threonine-protein kinase RGI1. NCBI's taxonomy places the organism in Eukaryota, Viridiplantae, Streptophyta, Magnoliopsida, Zingiberales, Musaceae. Gene Ontology annotation, biological process: protein phosphorylation. The record is from RefSeq and is a predicted model, not a curated record. Gene Ontology annotation, molecular function: protein kinase activity; protein binding.
AUGCUACGGAAAGCAACCAAUGGGUUCUCGGAGACUCUGGUGAGGAAGGCGGACGGGGAAGACGUGUACAUAGUAAGACUAAGAGAUGGAGCAGAAAUCGAGGUUCAUGUGCAGAGAGGAAAUGCUUUUCGUCGAACGUUCGGCGAAGAUUGCAGGAUUCUUGCGCAACUGAGGCACAAGAACGUAGCCAAGGUGAUCGGGUGGUGCGAUCGGAGGGAUAUGCAAGCUGUAGUGACGGAAGGCGUCCAUGUCCGCAGCGUGGAGGAGUGGUUGGUGGUGGCUCCGCCAUGGAAGCAAAGGCUGAAGGUGAUGAUGGGGGUCAUGGACGGCAUCUGCUACCUCGACGAACACUGGCCUCGCGUUGGGUACGACCUGAGGACCAGAAGCGCAUUGCUGAGGGAAGACAUCGAGCCUUCGAUCUGCAAGUUCAAGGUCCGAAAUCCGGAUUCCGAAUCCACGAACGUAUACUGGCUCGGCAUGUUCGUCUUGGAGGUGGUGGCCAACAAGAGGCCAAGGGAAGCUUUGGAAGCAAGCGAAACAGGGUUCAUAGAUUGGGUGAGGCUGAAGUGUCCUGCACAGAUCAAGAAGGUGGUGGAUGAGAAGAUGAAGAAGCUCACUGCGGCUUCUUUCGAGCAAAUCAAGCAGGUCACCGCCAUCGCCUUGGAGUGCACCGACGUAUCAGCCGAGGGAUCGCCGACCAUGAAGCACGCCUCGAGGAUGCUUCGUAGAGCUUGUGUACCGAGCUCGGCGCAGGCCGUUCAUGGCCAUCAUCAUCAUCACCACCAUCAUCAUCAACAGGCAUGA